Molecule: messenger RNA, 579 nt
Organism: Cyclocybe aegerita
Lineage: Eukaryota; Fungi; Basidiomycota; Agaricomycetes; Agaricales; Hemipholiotaceae
Source: the annotation of a GenBank genome assembly
AUGACCACCACUACAACGAACCCGAGUGGACAGACGACACCCUCACCCGCACCCCAUGCGACUCCGAGCACGAACCCGAACCGGAGUGACAAUGUGAACGUGAACGAGGAUUCGCCGGAGAAUCCUCCCCUCCCUGGGACAUCCGGCCGCCAAAGUCAGCAGGGUCAGCAGGGCCAUAGCUAUAAUAACGCGGUAACGCCCCCACCUGCGUACGCCUUCCUCCCCCCGCCCUUCCCCUCUCCGCAGGCCUACCCUCACCCAGAGUCCUCUUCCUCUCAACCUCUAUCGUUACCCCAAGCCUUAUCGUACUCGCAGCCCACGUCCCAUCCACACCAGCACCAGUUCGGCCCAACCCCGAUCUCGAGCACGCUGCCCCUGCUGCCGUAUGCGUACUACGAGGCGCCGGGUGCGGCGGACGCGCGUGCACGGUGGCGGUUUGUUGGCGCCGCGGUCAUUGCGUUAGGAGUGUAUUUGGUGAUUGGGUGUGUGGUUGGGCUGGAGAUGCUAGGUGAGGGAGUGGGCAGUGGAGUGGGCAAUUGGUUGGUGUGGUUGGGCUUCAGGGAGAGGUGGGCUUCGUGA